CCCCGGAAGCUCCCGCCCCGCAGAGCUGGUCGGGGCGAUCGACGCCGCGGGGAGAUCGCGUUCCUCCGUUUCUCCGUGGGCCGCCGCUGCCGGACUGGCCAUGGACGAUACCCUGUUCCAGUUGAAGUUCACGGCGAAGCAGCUGGAGAAGCUGGCCAAGAAAGCGGAGAAGGACGCCAAGGCGGAGCAGGCCAAAGUGAAGAAGGCCCUGCAGCAGAAGAACGUGGAGUGUGCCCGCGUCUACGCUGAGAAUGCCAUCCGCAAGAAGAACGAAGGUGUGAACUGGCUCCGCAUGGCAUCCCGCGUGGACGCAGUGGCCUCCAAGGUGCAGACGGCUGUGACCAUGAAAGGGGUGACCAAGAACAUGGCGCAGGUGACCAAGGCCCUGGACAGGGCGCUGAGCAGCAUGGACCUGCAGAAGGUCUCUGCGGUGAUGGACAGGUUCGAGCAGCAGGUGCAGAACCUGGACGUGCAUACAUCGGUGAUGGAGGACUCCAUGAGCUCGGCCACCACACUGACCACACCACAGGAGCAGGUGGACAGCCUCAUUAUGCAGAUCGCCGAGGAGAAUGGCCUAGAGGUGCUGGACCAGCUCAGCCGGCUGCCUGAGGGCGCCUCCGCCGUGGGCGAGAGCUCUGUGCGCAGCCAGGAGGACCAGCUGUCUCGGAGGUUGGCCGCCUUGAGGAACUAGCCGCGCCCGGCUGCAGUGCGCUGCCCCAGCCUCGAUGCGCAGGAAGGGCCAGGAAGGAAGCCUCUCCCUCUGCACUGCGUCCUGCCUUUCUGCUGACCCUGCAGCAGCAGCCGUCAGCCCUCGCUGCACCCAGCCUCACCUGCCAGGCCUGGGAAUUGUUCCUCUUCUUUUAGGGGGGCCGUGGGUCUAUGUCCUGGUGAGUUUGCACCAACUUCUGGCUUCUGUGGGUAAUUUCUGUGAUUCUGGGCCGACCAGCUGGGGGAUCUGUAGGCUCCCCUCAUCCCCCACCCUCUGAGGAGUUGAUGGGGCCUGGCCAGUGGACACCAUGUGGAUUGUGGGACCUUUACACUCCGCAUGAUGGCAGACAUGCUACUGGUGGUCAGCCAGCAGGGUCAGGGCCCCUCCUGCCAGGCAGGGAGCAGGGAGCACUCCACCCCUCAGACAGACAUGGCCCCAGUGGUACACUGAGGAGGUGCUGGGGGCCUUUGUGUGCUGAAGGAUGUCCUUGAGGGCCACCCAGCAAACACUCCAUCCUGGGGCCUUUAUGGAACAUCCCAGGGAUGAGGUCUCGGCCACUCCAGCCGGGACCUGUGCUCCUGCCAACUGCCUGAGCCCCACUCGGGCUGCUGGGCUCUGAGUCCAGGCGUCCCCCCCCGGGGGUCUGCGUCCUUGCUCCACUGCCACCUCUGGAGGGCUAUGGGCCCCCUGGGGUAUCCUGCGUGUCUCCUCCAGCAACCCAGAGUGUGCUGAGGCACCUCCCAGCCACGGAGUGGGCUGGCACAGUGGCAUGCUUUCUCUGUCGCUGUCCCCUGUCGCUGUAACGAGUGCCUCCCCACGACUGGCCUCCCCUCCUGCCUUCUGGGCUCACACCACUUGACCUCAGGAGCCAGGGCCAGUGCAGCGGUGCUUCGAGGAGCCCUCGGCUGCUGCUGCUGCGCAGAGGCUGGCCGCAGACUCCUCCUGACCGCCUGCUGGGACGGCCUGGGAGGGUCCUGGGACAGGCCACUGUCUGGUUUUUUCGAUUCCUGAAGUUUACUUCAUUUUCUUGAAGAUUCCAGGGCUUUUUAUUUUCUGUUUUUGCCAAAAUAGAAGGAGCAGGCAGCAGACGCAGAGCAUUGGGUCUGAGCCCCCACGGCGUGAGCUGGUGGGAACUGCGUGCUUGGUCCUGACCGUGGCCUGGCUCUGUGCACAGCUGACCACCACACGCAGCCCUCACAGAGGCCUCCACCAGCUGGCCUGUCCUCUCACCGACAGCUCUUGUGAACAGGAGCGCUGGGGACCUUUACCUUGACUUGCUCUGUCUGACUCUCCCGGCCUCCCUGUGCGCGAUAGUCGUGCCAGGAGCAGCCGUGGGCCACGGGGCGAGGCCAGAGGGCAGGGUCAGGCACUGUCCAGCAUUUCUUCCACCAUGCCGACCUCGCCUCCCUCCCUGGCUGGGGUCCCUUGGGGUGCCCACGUGCUGAAGGUUCAGAGAAGGUCCUGAGUAUCCUCUCCCCAGGGGUGCAGAGCUCCACGGACAUGCUGGGUGGGGGGCGGAGGCCGUGGCUCCUCAAAGGGCAGUGGGCAUGUUUGCCCUUUUUCCUAAAAUGCUGUUGUGAGUAAACAAGUUGAUCCCUGA
This is a messenger RNA of Equus quagga, 2309 nucleotides long. It is a transcript of the gene CHMP1A, whose product is annotated as charged multivesicular body protein 1A. NCBI's taxonomy places the organism in Eukaryota, Metazoa, Chordata, Mammalia, Perissodactyla, Equidae. The record is from RefSeq and is a predicted model, not a curated record. Gene Ontology annotation, biological process: late endosome to vacuole transport; protein transport; endosome transport via multivesicular body sorting pathway. The transcript has 7 exons. The coding region runs from base 101 to 691 and encodes 196 amino acids. Gene Ontology annotation, cellular component: ESCRT III complex; multivesicular body.